Nymphaea colorata (pocket water lily) is the source of this 1908-nucleotide messenger RNA. RefSeq names its product glucan endo-1,3-beta-glucosidase 14-like. The transcript is spliced from 4 exons. The coding region runs from base 106 to 1248 and encodes 380 amino acids. Gene Ontology annotation, biological process: carbohydrate metabolic process. Gene Ontology annotation, molecular function: hydrolase activity, hydrolyzing O-glycosyl compounds. Gene Ontology annotation, cellular component: plasma membrane. The record is from RefSeq and is a predicted model, not a curated record. Lineage: Eukaryota; Viridiplantae; Streptophyta; Magnoliopsida; Nymphaeales; Nymphaeaceae.
AUCCGUCCUUCCCCAUUCCCCUCCCUUCCCUCCUCCUCCCCCCCGUCUCCACCUUUCGGUCGAUUUGGGCUCGUCCUUCCUCCCCCACCGCUUCCACUUUCUCCCAUGGAACUUGCAACGCGCCUCCGCGACUACUGCAUCUGCGUCGUGCUACUCGGUACAUUAUUGCGGCAGCAGGCAGAGAGCCUCGGUGUGGGCAUAAACUACGGGCAGAUCGCCAACAACCUACCGUCUCCGUCACGCGUCGCCGUGCUCCUCCGCUCUCUUGAUGUCCGCAAGGUGAAGCUUUACGAUGCGGACCCCAACGUUCUGCGGGCCUUUGCCGGCACCAACGUGGAGUUCGUCGUGGGCAUCGGCAACGAGAAUGUCGCCAGGAUGACCAAUCCUUCCCUCGCGCUCAACUGGGUGCAGCUCAACGUUCACCCUUACCUCCCGGCAACCCUCAUCUCUUGCAUCACCGUUGGCAAUGAGGUUUUCUCCGGCAAUGACACCACCCUCAUGGCCAACCUCGUCCCUGCCAUGCAGAACAUCCACUCCGCUCUAACCACCCUCGGCCUCAGUGACCAGGUGAUGGUCACCACCGCCCACUCACUCACUGUCCUUUCCAACUCCUACCCGCCUUCCUCCGGCGCCUUCCGCCAGGACCUCGUCGGAUACAUCCAACCCCUGCUGAACUUCCAUGCCCAGACACAAUCCCCUUUCCUCAUCAACGCUUACCCUUACUUUGCCUACAAGGGAAGCCCAGACCAGGUGUCCCUCGAUUACGUCCUGUUCCAGCCCAAUCAGGGGACUGUCGACCCCGUCUCAAACCUGCGUUACGAUAACAUGCUUUACGCCCAAAUCGACGCCGUCUACACCGCGCUGGCAGCGAUUGGGCGGCCGGACUUGCUGGUGAGGAUUUCGGAGACCGGCUGGCCAUCUAAAGGAGACCCAGAUGAAGCUGGAGCGACGCCGGAGAACGCGGAGAUCUACAACGGAAACCUGUUAAAGAGGAUUGAGAUGAAACAGGGGACGCCGUUGAAGCCCAAUAUUCCGCUGGACACAUACGUCUUCGCCCUAUUCAAUGAAGACCUGAAACCAGGACCUACCUCGGAGAGGAAUUAUGGCCUAUUCCAUCCUGAUGGCACGCCCGUGUACAAUAUUGGACUUAACGGUGUUCUUCCUGGAUACAUAAGUUCAUAUGGGAGGAAAUGCCAGACAAGUUGGAUUUUGGGCAUUCUGAGCUUCUUGCUGACGCUGAUAAUGUGAGCAGAAGUACUAGUUACUAGCGGUAGCUUAUAAGGAAUUAACUCAAGACUGCAAAGCUUCUGAAAGCUCUAUGGACAAUUCCCAUUCAUUGCUCCCACAUCCCUGUGCAAGAGAUCUCUGCUGGUCGAAAAGUGGCGAGAAGGGAGGAAAGAUGGGUUCGAUCGUGAAGGCCUGGCAGAGGGAACCUCUGAGGACGGCGGUUUAGGUGGGGCCGGUUAUGUUUUUCUAAAAGGAUGCUGCUCUUUGGGAAAAACCACACGGCAUGGCGCUGGUUGCCUGCAAAACCCAUUCACAUCCCAAGUCGAGGGAAAGAAAAAAGAAGAAAAAAGCAAAGUACUCCGAUCUCUGACACAAACGUAGGCACUCAACCGCCUGCUUUAAUGGUCUUCUAUGGGGCCGCACCCCUAUGGGAAAACGCAACCUUUUCGGCUCUUUCCUCUACGGAGGCAGGCAGUGCACCGGCCUGCCGAUAGAAAAAUAGGCUAUUACUAGAUUUUCCUUUGCUGAGCUGACCUGGAUGUCGGCCGGAAUUCUUGCAGUCACAUGAUGCCAAUAGUCUGUAGGAACAGUUUGUAUUAAUUGUUGUUUGAUUCUUUACGAAACGGCUGUGCCAUUCACAUGCACCUCCAUUAUUUAAUUCCAUUGAUCAUUUUGCUCUCA